AGAUAGAAACUACCCAAUUCUUCUCCUUUCAUUACUACAAGUUUUUACCAUGGAAAAGAACCACCUUGUUUCUGUCGCUGUAACUGUUGCAUGGUUAAUAACAAUUGUUCUCCUAUGCAUUGCUGGCAAGAACGCGUUUUUUGACCUGGAAGAAAAUGGCUGUGAAAUGACGUACAUGUUUGAAUAUCCGGAAUACAUAAGACUCGAACUAAAGAAAAAGAUUUCGAAGAAAUACCCAAGAUAUGGACUUUACUUAUAUGGCGAAGGGUUAUAUGCACAAGAACAAAGAAGAUCCUUUUCACCAAAUGGAAUACCAGUUCUAUUUAUCCCUGGGAAUGCUGGAAGUUACCGGCAAGUCAGAUCACUCGCAUCGGUUGCUUUACGCAAAGCAGAACGGUACCGAAAUCACUUUAAUUAUUUUACAAUUGAUUUUGAUGAAGAUUUCAGUGGUUUAUAUGGUGGUGUGUUGAUGGAGCAAGUCAAUUUCGUUCAGAGUUGUUUGAGACAUAUUGUUAGAAUGUAUGAAAGGAAAACAUCUGGUCCGGUGAUUUUGAUUGGUCAUUCAAUGGGAGGAAUGAUUGCGCGAGCUCUAUUUACAUUGGACAAUUUCCAAUCAAAAUUUGUAUCAAUUCUCAUCACACUUGGAACACCUCACGUUGCACCUGUUGUACCAUUUGAUAGCCACCUGAAUACAUUUUAUUUUAAUGUGAAUAAAUUUUGGAAAAAUACUCCUUCAGUAGCAAACCUCAGUGUAAUAUCACUUGCCGGUGGUGCAAGAGACAUAUUAGUUCCUGCAAGAUAUUGUUAUCUCCCUCGUAAUAUGCAUAUUGAUUUACAAUACAGUGCAGUCACAACUGCUGUACCUGAUGUAUGGCUAACAAUUGACCAUCUAGCUCUGUGUUGGUGCAAACAACUUAUUCUGGUUAUAAAUCGAGCAUUGUUCGCUUUACUUGAUGAAGAUGCCUACACUAAUAGGAUCACUGAAGAUAGAAUAAAGCAAGUACGAGUUUUGCAGCAAUAUUUUGGAGUUUUUGAUAAACAAAAUGAAGAUAUAUUAUCCGAAAUCAGAAUUGAUCAAUCGUCAGCAAUCUAUAACGAGACAAGUUUGUGGAAUCAUUUUGAAGAGAUAUCCCUCUCUGGAACACUUCUGAUUCCAGUUGAUACGACUGGGAUUGGUGCACAAUUUAUUGCACUAUCAAACUCUUUGGGAGAUAUUUCUAUCAUGAGUUGUCAAAGUGUACAAAUGGAUAGAUGUACUGGUAGUAAGGUGAUCUCUUUUGAAACAUUACCAAAAACGUCGAAGGAGAGAGCAGGCUUUGUGCAACUUACGAAACUCAUAAAUACAUCAUAUAUAAAAGUAUCUAGUUUGAAAGACAAGCCGCAAAUAGCCAUGCAGUUUCUACGUAGGUACGAUAUCAACAAACAAUUCGACAAGUUUAGAAUAUUCUCAGGUGUACAGAGGUUUUUGUCGUCGAGCUACUUGUUCAUGAAUAUUUCUCUACCAAUGAUUAGAAAUUGUUUUGAUGUUUACGUAAUAACCGUUGAGAAAAUGAAUUGUGAAAAUGACCGCGAUGGUUUGUUUACAGGAAGAAUUCAUUUACCGUGGGCUCAGGAAGAUGUCUAUGCCAGACCAGCCCAAUCUACAGAAUUCACUAUUCUUUUAAAGAUUCACACCUCAAAACCAACAGCAGUUUCAGAAUUCGCACAGCUCCACGUUUGGAAAACAGAUGAAUGUUCUAUUGAGGUCACUGUGGAGUACCAGUUUACUCGAACUCUAGGUCGAAUUUUUAUCCUCUAUGCUCCGCUAGUUCCACAGUGGAUUUAUUCCUGGAUAAUGAUUGUUCUAGUUAUUCAACUCGGACAAAUGUCAGAUAAAAGCAUUUGCUUGUCAAUUUGGUCAAUUGUUACCUCAGGCACGCUAAUUAAGUUUAUUCCGCUCUUCGUAUUACUUUGUAAUGAAUUGUUAAUGAAGUCUUUGAUUGGUAGCCUUGGUUGGUUUGACGUUAUCUCUCAGUCUCGUGGUUUUGACGGUCUUGUGUUAUAUGAUUGGGCAUUACCCUCGUGUUUUGUAAUUCUGACUGCUUUUGUAAUAUUUCUAGCUCUUUACAUUUUUCUCGAAAUCAUCCUGUCAUCCCUCGCUUGGUUACUUUUAUUAUCUCCAUCAAAACUUAUUCAACCUCAGACUAGUACUACUGUUAUGGUACUGUUCUAUAGCGGCUUGGGGCUGGUCCUUUUCUCUUUGAUGUGCUUAUGCAGUUCUAUUGCCAUUUACUUCCUGGCAAUGGCUAGCUUUAUUCAUUGCUGUAGGACAACGGCGAAAUCUAGAAUUUUUAUUACAGAAGUCAGCAGCUUUGACAAGUGUCAGAUUGCCAGCAAACUGAAUUUAAGCAAGUUACUUUUAGUCUUCUUGUUAAUUGUUUCUUUUCAAACUACUCCAGCUUUUAUAGUUUGGCUCAAAGUUUUGCCAACUUCGUGGUUCCUUCCAUCUGACCCUUUUCGUACCUUGGUUUUACUUCUUAUCCCAACUGUCGUUUGUUGUCUUGAAAUGCAUGUUCGUAAACCUCCCAAGUAUGUUGUAUAUGUCAUCUUGUUUGUGUGGUGUGUUGGUUGUCUACUUCUUUCGUUAGAUAGGUUUCCAUAUAUUUUUGGGUUUAUUUUAUUGGCAGUCAAUUUCUUUGUCUUUGAUAAACAUAAUAAGCACAAGAAAAACUGACUUGAAUAGAAAUUAAUACACCAUUGGUUAGUGUGCAGGUUAAGGAACAAGAAUCAUAUAGAGAUAUGCGUAUGACCAACAUUAGAAAUACAAGAUAAGUGAAUGCGAACUGUCUGCUGUUCCAAUGUAAGAAAUGUAACAUCUCGUAUACCAAAAGACAUAUGCCGUAUGCUCAGCAAGGUUCUGGAAUGCCCUACGUAUGGAUUAAUAUGAAAAUAAUUUAACUAUGAAACUCUCAGGUUACCCCGACUAGUAUCAAUCCUCUUUUAAAUUUAAUGACCGUACGGAUUGCCUACGAUCAUGGAAAACAAUAUAUUUAAAAUGAGAUCAGGCUCGUAGCUUGACCAAACUACUUGUACGUUGAACAUGCAAUUUUGCAAUGGACGGUCCGUGAAAAAUCUAGUGAGCUCCACAUUACCAUAUACUGUAUAUCUGGAGCGAGAACUCGAGUCCAAAAAGUGAAGCCAAUACAGUGGAAAUUGAAGAUCUAUUGGACGUUAGUUCCAGUCCUUUCCAUUUUUUCUGCGCGGUUAACAUGAAGCUGAAAUUUCGUAUUUUGACAUCGAUUUAAAGAAAAAUACUGGGAAAAUGGUAUUAAAACUGUUUACGACCAUCUUAUAGCUCUUUGACGUCAAUUCCGCCAUCUUGGCUUCACUUUUCUCAUAGGUCAAAUGACUGAAGUUUGUGCUCCAUAUAUAUAUUUAAAUGUCAACUUAAAAAUUUAUAACAAAAACUUGCC
This is a messenger RNA of Paramuricea clavata, 3452 nucleotides long. The record is from the annotation of a GenBank genome assembly. NCBI's taxonomy places the organism in Eukaryota, Metazoa, Cnidaria, Anthozoa, Malacalcyonacea, Plexauridae.